Molecule: messenger RNA, 813 nt
Organism: Diospyros lotus (date-plum)
Lineage: Eukaryota; Viridiplantae; Streptophyta; Magnoliopsida; Ericales; Ebenaceae
Product: prefoldin subunit 2
Exons: 2
Coding region: 173-619 (148 amino acids)
Biological process (GO): protein folding
Cellular component (GO): cytoplasm; prefoldin complex
Molecular function (GO): protein folding chaperone
Source: RefSeq, a predicted model, not a curated record
CUCUUUUCUCAAAUGUAUUAAGCUUCACAGUAAUGAAUCAUUAAUUUUCCAAAAGUCCAAACAGGCCCUACACUUCUCCUUCUCCAUUCUUCUCCGUGUGCAGGGAUUCUCGUUUUCAUUGAAGUCGUUCUCGCGGUUCGCCGUCAGCUAAUAACCUCGACGACGAAGAAUCAUGGCUGGUAAUGCUGAAGUUGAAGGUAAGGAACCAAUUAAUGAGCAAGCAGUUGCCAACAUAUAUGGUGCAAUGAGGACUGAACUCAACCAAAUAUACUCCAAGAUCACUGAACUAGAGAUGGAAGUAAGUGAGCACACAUUGGUAAUCAAUGCCAUCAAACCACUCGAUCCAUCACGGCGGUGCUACAGGAUGAUUGGAGGUGUCUUGGUGGAGAGGACAAUCAGAGAGGUCUUGCCAGCUGUUCAGCGCAACAAGGAAGGUCUCGACGAGGUAAUUACUCGGCUUAAUGAGGCCUUGGAAAAGAAGAAGAAGGAAAUUGCCGAGUUUGAAGCUAAAUACAAAAUUAGGAUUAGAAAAUCUGAUGGUGAAGUGAAGGAUGACGGUGGCAAAAAGGAAGGUUCUGCACAGGGAGUUCUUGUUGGCCCUGCAGGCUCUGACAAAUGAAUUACUUUCAAACAAAACAAUUUCCUUUUCUCCCCCUUGUUGCUGGUAACUUGUGCCAUUUUGUUACUUGAUUAUGAUUUUCAGACUUGUUUUCUUGAUCCUUUCCUUUGGUAGCUGAUAUGUGCUAUUAAGAAGCAGUUGUAUCAUUAAUAUUUCUAGGUUUUUCUUUCCCUGUAUGGAAGCAGUUGUACUCU